This is a messenger RNA of Drosophila rhopaloa, 1401 nucleotides long. Its product is annotated as serine protease inhibitor 42Dd-like. The transcript has 3 exons. The record is from RefSeq and is a predicted model, not a curated record. The coding region runs from base 89 to 1321 and encodes 410 amino acids. Gene Ontology annotation, molecular function: serine-type endopeptidase inhibitor activity. NCBI's taxonomy places the organism in Eukaryota, Metazoa, Arthropoda, Insecta, Diptera, Drosophilidae.
CAACGAUCAGUUUUGUAGUGGGUCUGAAAACGAGCAGAUCGUCGGAACGGAAGAAUAAAUUCUUUUAAAUCAGCACCAGAUAAGAAAAAUGGCGAGCAAAGCCAGUAUCCUGCUACUAUUAAUGGGUCCCCUUUUGGUUUCCCAGACCUUCGAGCAGACCAACUUUGAUCGUAUUCAAUCCCAAAACAACAGUCGACAACUAUCGCCUUCCUUCAGCUACAUGGAUCGAUUCAGCGGCAAACUCUUCCAGAAAAUCGCGAAGUCGAACCCGGGCAACGUCGUCAUCUCUCCCUUCUCCGUUCACGCCCUGCUGGGCAUGAUCCUUGCGGCAUCUUCUGGGGAGACUUUGCGAGAACUGAAGCAAGUCGGGGAGUUCGGCAAGAAUCACACUGAUGUGGCCCUGGACUUCCAGCGACUGAUCAAGUUCACGGAUCAUCUGCAGGGUGUCGAGUUGACAACAGCGAUGAGGGUCUACUACAACCAGCGGCUGGGUGGCAUCAAUACCAGAUUUGAGGAGUUCGCCAAGAUCUACUACACCGCCGGUACGGAGCCCGUGGACAUGGAUAACGGCGAGGUUACGGCCACCAACAUUAACGCCUGGGUGGCGAACAGCACCCGGAACAAGAUCCAGAACUUGAUCUCGUCCAAAAGCAUUACAUCUGAUGUGCAGGCCAUACUGGUGAACGCCGUGUAUUUUAAGGGCCGCUGGGAAAAGGCUUUUUCCACUAGUGCCACGCGCCCCGCCAAAUUCAGCCUCACUGACGGUAGAACUUCCCAGGUGGCCAUGAUGCACAGCAAAGAUGUCUACGGCUUUGCCGAUCUGCCCGAGCUGAACGCCACCGCCCUGGAACUGGCCUACAAGGACAGUGAAACCAGCAUGCUGAUCCUGCUGCCCAAUAAGAACGAUGUAUUGGCCGACCUUGAGCAAAAGUUGGCCCUACCGGAGUUCGAUCUCAACCGGAUUGCCCCCCGCCUGCGUCGCCAGAAGGUUGAAGUGGGUUUGCCGAAGUUCCGGAUCGAGUUCGAGCAGGACUUGAUCAAACCCCUAAAGGAGCUGGGUCUCCGCCAGAUGUUCUCGCCAAGCUCGCAGGUGAUCAACUUGCUCAAUCAGCCAGUGCGCGUUGACCAGAUCAAGCAGAAGGCCUACAUCGAUGUUGGCGAGGGGGGAACCGAGGCCGCGGCAGCAUCCUAUGUGAGGGUGAAGCGUAGAAUGCGUUCUGACGACCCCAUAUUCGUCGCCAACCGGCCGUUCGUUUUUGCCAUCCGCACUCCCAGCUCAGUGCUCUUCGUGGGUCACGUGGAGGAUCCAGGUCUGAAAUAAAUAAUGAGCUAUGUCUACAAUCGACAAUAGAUGGCUUUACUUCCGAAAGGAUCCAAUAAAGUUGUUUCAGAAUUAAUAAA